GUCCUGAAGUAUUUGAAGAAGCAGAAACUCGCGGCGCCAUUCUUGCAUCCAGUUGACGCCGAGAAGCUACAGAUUCCUGACUACCCCACCAUUAUUAAACAUCCCAUGGACUUGGCUACAGUCGAGACUCGGCUGGCCUUGAAGCCAUCUUACUACAAAUCAGCAGAAGAGUUCAUCGCCGACGUAAAUUUGAUCUUCAACAAUUGUUAUACUUACAACGGACAUGAAUCUACUAUCUCUCGCAUGGCUUUGGACCUCAGUGCCCUGUUCGAUAGCCAGAUGAAGAAACUCCCCUCCGAAGAG
Molecule: messenger RNA, 303 nt
Organism: Melampsora larici-populina 98AG31
Lineage: Eukaryota; Fungi; Basidiomycota; Pucciniomycetes; Pucciniales; Melampsoraceae
Exons: 2
Biological process (GO): regulation of DNA-templated transcription; chromatin remodeling
Cellular component (GO): nucleus; chromatin
Source: RefSeq, a predicted model, not a curated record